Messenger RNA from Condylura cristata (star-nosed mole), 1259 nucleotides. It is a transcript of the gene RCOR1, whose product is annotated as REST corepressor 1. Gene Ontology annotation, cellular component: transcription regulator complex; histone deacetylase complex. The record is from RefSeq and is a predicted model, not a curated record. NCBI's taxonomy places the organism in Eukaryota, Metazoa, Chordata, Mammalia, Eulipotyphla, Talpidae. The coding region runs from base 1 to 1137 and encodes 378 amino acids. Gene Ontology annotation, biological process: negative regulation of DNA-templated transcription; regulation of transcription by RNA polymerase II. Gene Ontology annotation, molecular function: transcription corepressor activity. The transcript is spliced from 11 exons.
AUGGCGUCGUGUGACGGGCUGCAGAAGACCAGCAUAGUGGUGCUAGCAAGACGCAGUCAAGAACGAGACAAUCUUGGCAUGCUGGUCUGGUCACCGAAUCAGAACUUGUCAGAAGCAAAACUGGACGAGUACAUCGCCAUUGCCAAGGAGAAGCACGGGUACAACAUGGAGCAGGCUCUUGGAAUGCUAUUUUGGCAUAAGCAUAAUAUUGAGAAAUCAUUGGCUGAUUUGCCCAACUUUACCCCCUUCCCAGAUGAGUGGACUGUGGAGGAUAAAGUCUUGUUUGAACAAGCCUUUAGUUUUCACGGGAAAACUUUUCAUAGAAUCCAACAAAUGCUUCCUGAUAAGUCGAUCGCCAGCCUCGUGAAGUUUUACUACUCUUGGAAGAAGACAAGGACCAAGACCAGCGUGAUGGAUCGCCACGCCCGGAAGCAGAAGCGGGAGCGUGAGGAGAGUGAGGAUGAACUGGAAGACACAAAUGGAAAUAACACCAUUGACAUUGAGGUCGAUCAGAGCAAGGAAAGCAAAAAGGAGGUGCCCCCCACUGAGGCAGCUCCUCAGAUCAAGAAGGAGAAGCACAGCGCACAGGCGAAGACCAGAGCCAAGAGGAAGCCCCCGAGAGGGAUGUUCCUGUCUCAGGGGGACGUGGAGGCCGUUUCUGCCAACGCCACGGCGGCCACCACGGUGCUGCGACACCUGGACAUGGAGCUGGUUUCCAUCAAGCGCCAGAUUCAGAACAUCAAGCAGACCAACAGUGCUCUCAAAGAAAAACUCGACGGUGGGAUAGAGCCGUACCGGCUGCCAGAGGUUGCCCAGAAGUGCAACGCGCGGUGGACCACAGAGGAGCAGCUUCUCGCCGUGCAAGCCAUCAGGAAGUACGGCCGGGACUUCCAGGCCAUCUCAGAUGUGAUCGGGAACAAGUCCGUGGUACAAGUGAAAAACUUCUUCGUGAACUACCGGCGCCGCUUCAACAUAGACGAGGUCCUGCAGGAGUGGGAGGCGGAGCACGGCAAGGCGGAGCCCAACGGCCCCGGCGGCCAGAAGCCGGCCAAGUCCCCGGACAACGCCAUCAAGGUGCCUGACGACGACGACGAGGCUGCUUCUGUUCUUGAUGUCAGAUACGCAUCUGCUUCGUGAGAAACUGGGGCUUGUGCACCGGUGUGGACGGCGGCGUCACCGGUGCCAGGCCGCGGCGUCGUGGCCGCCUGCAGCACGCUCUGGACAAGCAGCUGUCACCAAAAAGGCGCGCCGGGCCCGGC